This is a messenger RNA of Monodelphis domestica (gray short-tailed opossum), 1780 nucleotides long. RefSeq names its product H6 family homeobox 2 (gene HMX2). Gene Ontology annotation, molecular function: RNA polymerase II transcription regulatory region sequence-specific DNA binding; DNA-binding transcription factor activity, RNA polymerase II-specific. The record is from RefSeq and is a predicted model, not a curated record. Gene Ontology annotation, biological process: regulation of transcription by RNA polymerase II. Gene Ontology annotation, cellular component: nucleus. Lineage: Eukaryota; Metazoa; Chordata; Mammalia; Didelphimorphia; Didelphidae.
CGCCACCCAGCUGCCUGGAAAUCAAUAGAGACUGGAGAGAAGGGACAUUCGGACUGGGGCAAGCCCAGGGAAAACGUUCGCCAGCAAAGAAACGCAAACAACCACGUUUCUCCCUCCCCGUCCCCCUCCCCGUUUCCUACCCCCAUCCAGUACAGAAAGAGACAACGUUAACCUGCUCCCCCGCCCCUACCCCUUCCCCUCUUCCCCCUCCCUUCCCUUUCUCCCUUCCCUCCCUCCCUCCCUUUCUCCCUCCUUCCCUCUAACACCUUCCACCUAGACCAUCUCUAAAGGGACUUCUUGAUUUCCUCCUAUUUCUUAUGAACCCAGGAUGGGUAGCAAAGAAGACCCUGGCAAAUGUUGUCCAGCCACCGCCCCCAUCUCCAGCUUCACCAUCCAGUCCAUUCUGGGCAGCGGGCCCUCUGAGGAGCCCAGGGAGAUCGGGGCCAAGGGCGCCGCGGGCUGGGCGAACAGGAAAAGGAAUCUGUCGGUAUCCUCCGAGGAAGAGGAGGCGGAUGACGGCUGGAAACAUUCUGGCUGUUACUGCCCGGACUCGCAUGGCCCGAAGGAGUCGGGACACAAGCACCAUCAGCCCCUCACUCUAACUUGUCUCAGUAACCCAAAGACCAGCGGAGGAGCUGGCUCAGUGAGUUCUGACCGGACGCCUUUCCUCUCUCAACCCCAACAAGACUUUAAGGAAGAGAAAGAGAAACACUUUCAUCCCGGGUCACCUUCGCCUGGAGCGGAGCGGCCGCGGGAUACCGGAGAUCGGCAGGCUGGAUCCGCCAAGAAGAAGACCCGCACGGUCUUCUCCCGAAGUCAAGUGUACCAGCUUGAGUCUACAUUCGAUAUGAAGCGCUACCUGAGCAGUUCAGAACGGGCUUGCCUAGCUUCCAGCCUGCAGCUCACCGAAACGCAGGUGAAGACUUGGUUCCAGAAUCGGCGGAACAAAUGGAAGAGGCAGCUCUCUGCAGAACUGGAGGCAGCUAACAUGGCCCAUGCCUCUGCCCAAACUCUGGUGGGGAUGCCACUGGUGUUUAGAGACAAUUCCCUCCUGCGGGUCCCUGUGCCCCGAUCGAUAGCCUUCCCGGCCCCUUUGUACUAUCCGGGGAGCAAUCUGUCAGCCUUACCUCUCUAUAAUUUGUACAACAAGAUUGACUACUGACCAAACUGAACUCCAACGGACCUGAACUACCCCUUGUAGAUAUCAAACCUUUCUCCAACCCUUUUCCUUUGCUGUUGAAACGGACCUCUGAAACUGACGAAUUUCCCCAUUUGUAUAGUAAUGAAGGCACUGUGCUUCUCUAAAUAUUAAGAAAUACACCAUGUGUAUUAAUUAUUUCUUAUUUAUGAAUUUCCCCCUUAUUUUUGCUUGAUUAUGAUGGGGUAUUCAAGGUGCUUCUUAUGCUGGAUCGCCUGCUUUCUACCCAUUUUUUUUUUUAAUAUUAAGGUUUUCUUUGGGAGGGAAGGAAGAAACUUCCCUAGUCUGGGCAAAAAAAAAAAAUGUUCAGAUCUGCUUCGGCAGGUUAAAAGAAAGUUGGAAGAGAAAAAUCAUUAAAGAUUUUAUAUACAUAUAUCUAUAGUCUAUAUAAAAACAUUCAUAUAGAUAUAUAGAUAUAGAUAACGUCUCCAAGCAGGACACUUGUUGGCUUUGGCCUAUUGUAUAGCUUCUUUUUCUAUUUCCUCUCAUCCAGGGAUGAGUAGGUACGAAAAAGGAUUUCAGAUCUGUAAAUAUUUUUUAAAAAAGAAGGCAAAGACAAAUAAAACAUUUCAAAUACCGUUU